CUCUCCUCACGUGACCGUCUGCAGCGUGACGUGACAUCAGCUGACUGCAGCCACAGAGGAGGCAGAAGCAGCACAAAUCCUCCGUCGACCUUGCUCCGUGUGUCCGCGCAGAGUGACCCAGCAUGGCGAGCCAGUCUCAGGGCAUCCAGCAGCUGCUGCAGGCCGAGAAGAGGGCGGCCGAGAAGGUGGCCGAGGCCCGCAAGCGUAAGAAUCGGCGACUGAAGCAGGCGAAGGAAGAAGCUCAGGCUGAGAUCGAACAGUACCGCCUGCAGAGAGAGAAGGAGUUCAAGACCAAGGAGGCCGCCGCUCUUGGUUCCCAUGGUAAUAGCGCCGUGGAGGUGGAUCGUGACACGGCGGAGAAGAUGAAUCGUAUCCAGGCCAGUUACCGUAGUAACCGGGAGGCGGUGCUAACCGAGCUGCUGCGGCGCAUCUGUGACAUCCAGCCAGAGUUUCAUGCCAACUACCGUGUGGCUGGCUGAGGGGGCGGGUAUGUUAUCUAAGUGGAGUUAAGAUGAGGGAGGCGGGGCAAACAGAGGAGACCUGGACAUUAGUUUUGUUAGCAGCAUUAGCUUGGAUAAAACAUGUGAUUUCAGAAACUCUAUAAAAGUGUUAAAACCUCAGAGCUUUUAUUUUGAAGGUUAAAGUUCAUUUCUUCCUGUUUUCCCAUGCUGGGUGAAGGUGAGGUCUAAAUGUUGGUGUUACUGUGGUGAUGUUUACGAAAUAUUUAUAUCAAAUUAAAUUUGUUUUUCUUUAAGUGUUUCCUGGAUCUUGCAAAAUAAAAGUCUUAUCUUUCUACUUUGAUCACCAGCCAAUCAGCUGUAAAUUUACCAGCAGUCGCUAACUGAUGUGACAGCUGCUAAUAGGCUCAUAGCUCUGCUGUCUGAUUGGCUGAAGAAAGUGGAAAGACUUUUAUUAUGAAACUACUGUCCAAUUCCACAUUGUUGUUUCCUGUUUGUGACCAUGUAACUUGUUGUUGUUGUCUGUGACAUGGUGAUAAUGAACAUAUUAAAAAGAAUGUUGAUUGGC
Molecule: messenger RNA, 1026 nt
Organism: Oreochromis niloticus (Nile tilapia)
Lineage: Eukaryota; Metazoa; Chordata; Actinopteri; Cichliformes; Cichlidae
Gene: atp6v1g1
Product: ATPase H+ transporting V1 subunit G1
Exons: 3
Coding region: 123-479 (118 amino acids)
Biological process (GO): synaptic vesicle lumen acidification
Cellular component (GO): synaptic vesicle membrane; vacuolar proton-transporting V-type ATPase complex; vacuolar proton-transporting V-type ATPase, V1 domain
Molecular function (GO): proton-transporting ATPase activity, rotational mechanism; ATP hydrolysis activity
Source: RefSeq, a predicted model, not a curated record